Molecule: messenger RNA, 492 nt
Organism: Kwoniella botswanensis
Lineage: Eukaryota; Fungi; Basidiomycota; Tremellomycetes; Tremellales; Cryptococcaceae
Product: ribosomal protein L32
Exons: 3
Coding region: 1-492 (163 amino acids)
Biological process (GO): translation
Cellular component (GO): mitochondrial large ribosomal subunit
Molecular function (GO): structural constituent of ribosome
Source: RefSeq, a predicted model, not a curated record
AUGGCAUCCCUCUCACUCUCCUCGCGUUCCUCCCUCAUCUCCUUACGACCACUCAUCAACUCAUCCCGACCAUCCUGGUCUCUCCCAUGUAUCGCUUCCUCCUCUUCCUCCACUUCGACCCUCUCCGUGACACCGGUAGCACCCAUUGAGUCAACCAUACCCACAGCGUCAUCUUGGAAAUCUAUACUUCCUUCUUUCUCCCUCGAAUCGAUAAUGGAGUUGAUCCCCCCGAUCGUAUGGGCGAGUGUACCCAAGAAGAAGACUUCGCAUAGUAGGAAGAGUAUGAGGAGUGCGAACAAGGGAUUGAAGAAUAGGACGAACCUCUCGUUAUGCGAAGCGUGCGGUUCGAUCAAACUUACCCAUCAUAUCUGUCCGACAUGUUACUCUCAAAUAUCAAGAAGAUGGAAGAGAGAAGCUAGAGGUGAAUCGCCUUCUGGAGCUAUCACGGAACCAAUACUCGAACACCAACCACAACAGAGUGCUCAACCAUAG